UCCAGUCUGUCAGUGACUAAGCCUGCGCGGUCGGCGGUUGUUGUUGUGCGCGAGUGUCUGAUUAUUGCGCGCAUGGUGAUAAACAGUUUUUGUGUUAACAGCUGAUCCGCCCGCCAUCAUGUCGGUCAAUAUUGGAUUCUUUAUAUGUGCCUUCCUACUGUGCUACCCUGAUGGUGGACUCAGCCAACAACGCCGCAGCAGUGUGUCCAGCUCAAGCGCAGGAGCUUCAGCAUCUCAGGUGGUGGACUUUGACUGCCCAGAAGAGUUCGGGUACUACCCCCACCCCGCCGACUGUACCCAGUACUACGUGUGUGUGUUCGGCGGUGCACUGCUAGAGUCAUGCACUGGCGGACUUAUGUACAGCCACGAGCUCCAGACGUGUGACUGGCCCCGCAAUGUGGGCUGUAGCAGCGGGGCCCCUGAUGUUCAGGUAGUGAGCACCGCCAGGUCACAAGAGCCUCAACCUAGACAGCGGCCGCAGCAGCAACAGACUAGACAACCACAGCAGCAGCAGCAUCAACAUCAGCAGCAGCAGCAACAACAACAGCAGCAGCAACAACAACAACAGCAGCAGCAGCAACAACAGUAUGUGCCACAAAGACCACUCCAGCGUGAGGAAGCCAUCCCCAAACAUCACCUAUACGCCGAGGAGGAGCUUGGGCCGGCAGAAGAAGUUGAGAGCGACAGACAACAGAGAGUGUACCGAGGCCAGCCGGCUACCCUGGGCCAGGUGGCGAGGGACAGAGACGGUCUUAGCAGACACUCAAACGCUAUCCAGAUCACACCAUCCAAUGGUAGAGAGAAACUGUCCGUCAUAUCUUUCGGCACACAGCAGCAGUACACCCGUCAAAGCAUCUCACCGCCCCAAUAUGUGGAGCAGACGACCACUCGCGUGACAGGACGAGGCUACAACUCGACCCAGCAGCAGUACACACCCUCGCCCUACGACCCUUACUACAACAUAUACGAGGACGACUCCGAUCUGUACAAGGACAUUGACUACAGUCAAUACCAGGGACAACAAUACCAGUCACAGCCCAAACCCCCCGUACAGCAGCAAGUGCAAGCUCCCCCACCCCCUCCUCCCUCCCGCAAACCCACUCUCCAGUACACACCAUCCCCUCCCCCGCCGUCAUACAACGCGGUACAACAGGACGUCUACAGCCAGGCUCAAGACUACAGUGACAACUACAACCUUCAGGAUGAAGACAUUGACUACAAGCAGGCUGAUAUAGAUGUGAAGGGUAACAGAUCCAGAACAUCUAAGCGUCAAGAUCCUGCAAAACCUACAACCAGUGUAGAAAACUUGACUGAAAAACAGGCUGACCCAAACAUUCCUACUAACAAACGUUUGACGCUGACAGCUUCAUUCUCUUUUGAUGACGAUAAGACACCCGUUACCUCGUCCAGAAAAACUGAGACUAGUCCGAGACAAAGGCCGAGCUUGACCUCUUUCCGAGUGGAAGAUCCACCGAGCAGUGGUCCGCAACGUGACACACAUAAUCUGGUACUGAGUUAUAUACGAUUGGAGAAUGCUGCUGCAAAUAAUCCAUCCAGAACUGAGCCAAAGGUGGCGGGAACAAAUCCUAAAACAUAUGCACUAAAUUCACAGACCCUGCAGAGAGAACCAUCUCCCAACACAGGUUCUAGACAGUAUACAUACUUUUUACAUGAUCUUGAAACAAGUGAGAUAUCAUCAACAACAUCUCCUGAGUCGACUGAAUCUACAACCAAGGAGCGAAAAACAAGACCGUUUAGAAUAGUUGUACCAAGUACAACCGAGAGUCCAACUGACACUACCACAACUGAAGAGUCUACAUUGAGACCAAAGUAUUCUAUCCGAAGAGGCAACAAACACUAUGAAGAUACAUCAGAACUAUCGACAACAACCAACAAUAUUGCUGAGACUGUGAGACCUUACAAACUGCCCCCACUGUCACCAGAGACUGUUGGAAUUAGACUUGAACAGUCUCGACUGAAGGCAAUACAAGCUCUCGAGAAGAAAACAGAAGAUGUGCUACUGAGUCUAAAAGAAACUCAGGAUAUAUUAAAAGGAAGAAACUUAAUUUAUAACAGUCAAGAUAGAAAUUCACUAAAUGGAAGCACUAAAGAAACCCCAAAUGAUGAAACUGAUGUUCGAAUUAGAAGCAAAGUCAACACUCAAGAAUUACCCGAUGUUCGUCCACCUCAAAGGUUCAACGCGGAUAAAACAGAAAAAUCUUAUGGAAGUUCAGCAAAAGAAGAAACUCCACUGGUCUCAGAUGACGGUCCGACUGUUAGAAGGUAUUCUAACCGUUUAGUGACUACUCCUUCAAUAGAGGAAAGUGUUGUAAAACUUAUUCCUAUAAAACCUGUCAGAAGUAGAUUUCAAUAUGAGGGAAAAUUGAGUGAGGAUGAUACUUACAAAAAACCUUCAGAACAAAUUCCUUUGAGUGCGCCUGUGAGAAAUAUUCAACCUAGCUAUCAAGUGACAGAAGAGAAUUCAGACUUAGAAAAUUAUACUCCUUCAUAUGUGCCAUUAAGUCGACGGUUCCAACAAAAGAAAACAGAAUCUAAUGUGAAAGAAAGUUUGAAUUCAUCAUACCCAAAGAAAAGCCUUUCUCAAACACAAAAUGAGAACAAUAAUCUUUCAAGUAGGCAAUUGACAAGAUCUCAAACUACCGAACAGUCAGGUCAAAAGUCACUUUAUUCAUUGAGAAUCAACAAUGAUGAAGGGAGAUUGAAAGGGGAUGUAGGUGGUCUUGUUCUAGCUACCUUAGAAGCCAUUACUGUUUCACCUGAAAAAUUUAAUAAGACUUCUAGAACUGACAUAAAUUCUCAUACAGACGUUUCUGAACCAAUCUCAACUGGAGAAAAAGAUGGCAAUCAGGCUAACAAUAAAUUGCCUACAAAUAACAACGGUAAUCAGAUUAGAAUGAGAAGUCAAAGUAGGAUUUAUACACAACAAAAUAGUCAAAAUGGAAAGGAACAGGAAGAACAGAACUCACCAAAAGGAUUCACCAAUGCUGAGAGUUACGAUAAUGAAGAGUUUGAUUUUGUGCCAUUCAGAACACCUACUCAUCAAAGGAGUCCUCCUAGAACUGAAACAACAACAAGAAGUGAAACCCCACAAACAACUGAAGAGAAACAGGUUACUGAGGCAACUGUGAGACAAGAAAACAGAAACACCCAGAGCUAUCCAAACACAGACUUUGUCAGUACCGAUUUCGUUAGAAAAGUAAACCAAGCCAACAAAAGAUUGAGGUAUAGAAAUAGAUUUGAACCUGUGACAGAGGAUGAAGCAAGUGAUCAGGUAAACUUAGAUAAGGAAGUUUCUGAUGAAGGAUCACCAGAUUCUACAGAUAACAGAAACGAGGACAGAAUUCAAAAAGAAGAAGAGGAAGAAAACAAUCAACCGAACCCGGUACCUAACUAUGAUGAGUAUCAAUUCACUAAUGCCAGACAAUUUUGGAAAACAACUUCAAAACCAAGUGAAGACCAGGUAGAUGAUGUUACAGAGGACAUAGAAGAAGUGAUCAAAAGAAGACAGAACAUGAGAAGAAUGCAAAUAAGAAAGAAAGUCAGAAUCACUACAGUACAACCUGAAACAUCGAGUACGGAUGUGACAGAAAACAUUUCAACUGUUCGACCGGCAAGAUUUCAAACUGAACAACCAGAAGUUAGAUACUAUAAGACCUCAACCGAUUCUCCAACCGCAGAAGAUGAUGUUAGUAAAACAAUCAGACAAGGAACAGCUUUUACUGAAUCCAGUGACCAAAGUGAUUUUCCCAGAGAACAGAAAAAAGAAACGGCUGAUGAUAAAAAUAACAGGGAAAGAUAUCAAAAUGCACGUGAAAGAGGACGUAUUCAAUCUCAACAAAAAGAAACCUAUUCUUUGAAAUCAAACUUUGUACCAUUAGUGGUUGAUCCUUAUUCGUUGAUAUCAUCUUCAUUCACAAAUGACAACAAAGCCCCAAAUAGAACAACACUCUACCAGACCACACCGAGAAACAUUGUAAGAUCAAACAGAUUUGAAACUAAACCAGUCAUGUCAGAAUCAUUCCCACCGAUAGCAGCAGAGGUAAAUUCAUACUUUAGAGGAGCGGGUCAGAACUCAUCAACUCCUGUGGAAAGCACAACUCCUUACGCAAUGACGACAGUAGAAAAAAUUAGAGACAAGUUCAGACUUGGCACUUUCCCGAAACCAGUUCCCUCCUCGAAUUCUUUCAGCCGCAAGCCUAGUGUAGAGGACAACACGCCUCCGCCGCUUCUGUCAGACAAAUGUUCACAAGAACUGGACAACGACGCAGACUGUGGCGACAAACCACUAAGAGUCAGGCCAGUAUCAGCUUCCCCAGAAAGCCAGUCAACUCCUGGUUUGACCAGGGGAAGCAGCCGCAACCGAGGCAGCGCCACAUACACUGUCUCCCCCAACGAGGCAGAGCCACCCCAGCGAGGCACACCAUCUUCCCUCAGUAGGGGCCGACCUACACUGAAACCCUCAACCUCUAUUGUGUCCAAGGCCGCAGAGUUUGUUGACAUCUACAGAUUCCCACCUUCUAGGCCGGAGCCGAUCUACCCAACACCUCAGGUUGACAAAACUGCCGCCAAGUGUCGUAAGGACGUUUGUCUGCUGCCCGACUGUAGCUGUGGAGGAAAAGAAAUUCCUGGGGAUCUGCCAGUUGAAGAAACGCCUCAAAUCGUUCUUCUGACCUUUGACGACUCAGUCAACGACCUGAACAAGGGACUUUACAGCGACCUUUUCGAGAAAGGACGAACCAACCCCAAUGGUUGUCCAAUUUCAGCUACCUUCUAUGUAUCCCACGAGUGGACCGACUAUAGCCAAGUUCAGAAUCUCUACGCAGGCGGACAUGAAAUUGCAUCACAUUCUGUAUCACAUAGUUUCGGAGAGCAGUUCUCAGUCAAGAAGUGGACCAAGGAGAUUGCUGGUCAGAGAGAGAUCCUAUCAGCCUACGGAGGAGUUCGCCAAGAAGACAUCAGAGGCAUGAGAGCGCCUUUCCUUGCUAUUGGAGGCAACAAGAUGUUUAAAAUGCUCUACGACUCCAACUUCACUUACGAUUCCUCGAUGCCGGUCUAUGAAAACAAACCACCCAGUUGGCCUUACACCUUGGACUACAAGAUAUUCCACGACUGUAUGAUUCCUCCUUGCCCCACUCGCUCAUACCCUGGAGUGUGGGAAGUACCGAUGGUGAUGUGGCAGGAUCUCAACGGAGGCAGAUGCUCGAUGGGUGAUGCAUGCAGCAACCCACCUACGUCUGACGGGGUUUACAAGAUGCUCAUCAAGAACUUUGAAAGACACUUCACAAGCAACAGAUCACCAUUCGGCCUGUUCUACCAUGCAGCCUGGUUCACACAACCUCACCACAAGGAAGGCUUCAUAGCGUUUAUGGACGCCAUCAACAAGAUGCCUGAAGUGUGGAUAGUCACCAACUGGCAAGCCAUUCAGUGGGUGCGAGACCCAACCCCUAUGUCCAGGCUCAACGGUUUCACCCCCUUCGGCUGCAACUACCCUGAGAGGCCGAGGAAGUGUAUGAACCCCAAGGUGUGUAACCUGUGGCACAAGUCAGGCGUGAGGUACAUGAGGACGUGUCAGCCGUGCCCGGACAUCUACCCGUGGACUGGCAAGACUGGAGUACGCAACAGCAGAGUAGACAAUGAGAUCAUCACGGAAUAAUUCUAAAACCGCUCAAACCGCUAUGUGACCACUUCUUCAUCUUUUGAGUAAACCGAGGAAUCGUCCAAAAAAUGGAAGGACUGGUUACAUGAUCGUUCAAAACUUUCUUACUGACUGACAGAAUCGUGACGAGUGUCACAAAGUGCCUUUGUAAUUGUCUAUUUCAUUGGCCAAUAAGAGAACUGCAUCUUGCCGUACGAGUACCGGUGUUGAGAAUUGUAUAUAUGCGCUGCUAGGCUUCGGGCCAGGAUUUUAAUUUAUGUGAUCGAUGUACGAUAAUUUUAUAUUUAUUUUGUAAAUCUUUUUUAACUUAGCAACCACUCAACAUUCUUAGCUUUAUUUAGACAUAGCGUGUAAACUACCAGAAUAGCUGUGAUGUCGAUCGAGCAAAUUUCUAUUCGUAAAAUUUUAUCAGGAAAGUUUAACAGUUUUGAAUUUAUUUUAAGAUUGACUUUUGUAAAAUGUGAUAACUUUUUAUGUACAAAUCUUCUAAUGAGUUGAUUGUGGUAGCUAUAUAGAAGUAAGCUGUAUAUGUACAAGCCAUUUCUAGAAAUAAAAUGAGUAAUUUUAUUUUAUAA
Macrosteles quadrilineatus (aster leafhopper) is the source of this 6252-nucleotide messenger RNA. RefSeq names its product mucin-2 (gene Cda5). The transcript is spliced from 19 exons. NCBI's taxonomy places the organism in Eukaryota, Metazoa, Arthropoda, Insecta, Hemiptera, Cicadellidae. The record is from RefSeq and is a predicted model, not a curated record. The coding region runs from base 119 to 5674 and encodes 1851 amino acids. Gene Ontology annotation, molecular function: hydrolase activity, acting on carbon-nitrogen (but not peptide) bonds; chitin binding. Gene Ontology annotation, cellular component: extracellular region. Gene Ontology annotation, biological process: carbohydrate metabolic process.